Messenger RNA from Bathycoccus prasinos, 1593 nucleotides. RefSeq lists its product with no specific name. The coding region runs from base 1 to 1593 and encodes 530 amino acids. The transcript has a single exon. The record is from RefSeq and is a predicted model, not a curated record. NCBI's taxonomy places the organism in Eukaryota, Viridiplantae, Chlorophyta, Mamiellophyceae, Mamiellales, Bathycoccaceae.
AUGCAUCACUCGUCGUCAAAAUCGCUUUCCUCGUGCUCCUCUCGUUCUUCCUCGUUUGCCCUUCCUCCGUCGAGGUGUAAGACGAAGGCGCACGCAUCCUCGAGACGAGGACAUCGAACGCCCACGACGCAGGCGAUUUUUGGUCUCUUCGAAGGAACGACGACGACGAAAACGAACGACGACGACGCUUUGAAGAAGAAGACGGAAACAACGAAAGGAAGUUCUCCACCUCCUGAAAUCUCGCAGACGUUGCAAUCCUUGGACGACUUACUCGGCGAGGACCCGAAAAUUAUCGAGGAACGUAAGGCGGACGAAAGAGCGAAAGCGCAGUACGCGUUGCAGCAAGAAAAAAAAGAAAGGAAAGAAGAGACGAAAAAAAUGAACAAAAAACGGUUCGAGAAGUUUCAGUUCGCGGUGAAACAAUCGACGUCGAUACAACGGUUACAGGCGGUCUUUUUGGAAGGUUUUUUACUCCCGAACGUUGCAUCGUCGUCGUCGUCUUCGAGAGAAGAGAAGAUGGAGUUCUUUGAGUUACCGAGCGAGAUUAUCGAUCCGAGAACCGGGGAUCGAUUGAAGGCGAGCGCGAAGGCGUCUUCGUCUUCGUCUUCGGAGUCGACUGGGGAGGAGGACGCGACGACGACGACGAUUACGAAUAGCACGGUGAAUAGAUUACCCGGGGAGUUUCAGAUUCCGAUUAUUCCUUACGGACACGUGGUCGUUCCAGGAGCCCGAGCGAAAUUGAACUUGUUCGAGCCGAGAUGGUUGACGCUCUUUUCGAAACUGUUGAAACCAGAAGACGCGGAGGAAGAUCGAACGAUUUUGACUUCUCACGAAUGGGGGGGCAGUCGAGACGCGAAAACGAUUGAUUUUAGCAAAGUUGAAAUGAUAGCGGAUUACGAAUCCGGCGAGAGACGGUUCGAUAUCGUCCCCGGGGCGAACCGGUACCCGGAAGACGGCUUUGUGGGUACGAACGCGUUUGGCGCGGUGUACAGAGGCAUCGACGGUAAAAUUGCCGGUUUAGGCGUCAAGAUGGAAAUCGAAGCGCACGAUGUCGCAGUGGACGGGAUUUUACUCUCCGUGUGUGCUCGUGCGAGCGCGAAUAGGUUUAAAAUUUUGCGCGUCGUCCAAACGGAACCGUACAUUAUCGUCGACGCUGUGCCGUACGACGACGAUUUUGCCAACGCGUCCAUGGACGAGGACGUCUCCGAGGCUGAACAAAAUUUACUCGACGCCUUGGAAACGUUGAAAUCCAACGACAACUAUUACUACGAAGCCGUUGGAUUACAGUACGACGAAGAUCCAUCGACUGGAAAGAUUUCGGUGAAGAAACUCAUCGAAUCCGAGUUUAAGUCCUUCACGUUCUCGGAAAUCUUUUUGUACAACAAAGACGACGUCGCGUUACAAAUCCUCGCGAGCAAAUCUCCAAAAGAGCGCGCGGAAAUCGUCACCAACAUCGCCAAACAAAUGAAAGCUGGAAUGAAGUUCGGCUUAAACCCUCGAAACGCUCGCGUGUUGAGAAUUUUGACCUUUUGGGGGUCUCUCUUUGCCAUCGGAAGCGGUUUGACACUCGUGCGCGACAUUGCCGGUUUCUGA